This is a messenger RNA of Seminavis robusta, 4535 nucleotides long. The record is from the annotation of a GenBank genome assembly. NCBI's taxonomy places the organism in Eukaryota, Bacillariophyta, Bacillariophyceae, Naviculales, Naviculaceae.
UCUUCUUCUUCUUCUUCUUCUUGCUGCGAAGGCUCAUUGUUUUCCUUCUUGCUUGGCACUUUCACCUUCCGGUAGAUAAUUGCACCCCUAGUAGUAGUACUCUGCGCUGUGCCUUGACAUCCCAUCCUGUGCCUCCAGUCUAAACCAUCAUAAUUUAAGCUAAACUAAGAUAAGCCAAGCUAGACGGCACUGUCUGGUCCCCCCUCUUCCUCCACCCUUAGCUUUCUCAUCAAGACCAUGGGUAUCAUAUCCAACCCUAUACCAUGUAACAGGGGUAGCAUGCUCUUGUUCCUGGUUCUUUCCACCAUUGCAUCUCUGCCCUCCAACUUGGUAUUGGCAUCAGAAGAUAACGAUGAUAAUGAUGAUAAUGACAAGAAGAUUUGGUUGCCUGGUGCCACUGGUUCUGGUCCUUUUGAUGUGGCCAAAGUCUGGGCAACUGCCUUUGGUGCGUUGUAUCCCGAGGCUCAUGUGACAUUGUCGAGUGUGGGAUCGGGGGCCGCGCAAAAGGCUCUAUGGGGAGACAUUGACUGCCACGACAAACCUGUCCAAGCCAUUUGUGGGGACCACCACGGCCAUGAUCAUCAUGAUACCACCAAUAAUCAAGCAACCGUGUGGGGAUUGGGAGAUGCCCCCAUCAAGGCUACUGUAUAUGAGGAACAUCCCUUGCUGCAACUCCAGCAGUUUCCUGCCUGUGCCGGUGCCAUGGCCAUUGUCUAUUCCAAAGAAGUCACGGAGAGUUUCAACGAUGCGGAUGCACAGCUCAAGAUGGACUUUGACGUCUUAUCAGGAAUCUUUAACACGUCCAUCAUCUACUGGGAUGAUCCGCAGAUACAAGCACUCAAUCCCACGCUGACCAUUCCACACGAACGCAUCUCCAAAUUGGUACGAGAAGACUCGUCGGGUCAGACAUCCAUAGUCACGGAUGCGUUGGACUUUCAAGUGCCCAGUUGGCCCUCAGAAGCUGUCGGCACAGAACCAGAUUGGCCACUAGGGCCACUGGCACAUCCCGGGGACUUGACGGGACAAUCACACUGUGUCGAGACAUCCACUAAUGAAACAACUUCCAACGUUAUGGGAGGACGACCCUAUAGUUUUGCUGCCGAUGGCAAGCAUGGCAUUUCCUUGGGCUUGCUACGAGUACCGUAUUCCAUUGGAUACUUGGAAAUGGGAUCGUUGGAUCGUCUUACCGAAUUCUUGCAGCAAGUGCAAAUGGGAACUAAUACUGCCGACGACAGCAGCAGCCAAGUCUUUGUCGAUGCCAAUCCAAAAUCUCUGCUGGCCACCAUGGAUGGACUCUCGGAUCAGCUCUCCCCCGACACUCUCGAACUCAAUCUGGCACGAGCCGAAACACCUCCCGGCGGUUUCCCCAUUGGAGGAUAUGCCUACUGGUACAUUAAAAAGACUCCCGAUGCCUACACGGAUUGCUAUCAAGCAUGGCUCUUGUGCAAAAUGGUCGAAUGGUCCUACACGGAUCCGCUGGCGGGAAAACUCGCACUCGAUCAUGGGUGGGUCGUUCCACCGGCAGCGGUGGCCAAUCAUACACUAGAACGACUCCAGGAUGUCAUGUGUUACAAUAUUGAAGUGUCACCUCCACAACUCAUUUCGGCACUCUCCUACACUCCACCUCCCUACCGUUCCUCUUCCGAAAGUGAUUUGCUCAUGAGUACCACCAUUUCCGUGGCGGCCGUUAUUAUUAUCGUGAUUCUCGGUCUGUGGCUAUUGGAUCGUCGGCGCAAACGACUGGGCGAUGAGAAUCUCUGGAGGAUCAAGGAAUCCGAACUCACAUAUGAUGAACCUACACCCCAAAUCAUUGGACAGGGCAAGUUUGGCGUCGUGUUGCUGGCCGAAUAUCGAGGCACUCAAGUAGCUGUCAAGCGUGUCAUUCCUCCUUCUUCUUCCAACAACAACGACAGCAACCACAACAACAAUAGCAACCACAAGUCACGGAAUCUUUCCUUGGGUCUUAGCAUGCAUGGACUGCCUCUAACCGCGGAAAGUAGUCAUACUACAACCAUGAUGUCGAGUGGCGCACACUUCACGGGAUUGAGCUCAUCAGGAUAUGUUCCAAACAGAAACAACAAUCAGAAGAAAACCUUGAACAUGUAUGACAAUUUCAACAACUUUGUAGGGAUCAAUUGGGGAUUAAUGUCGGGAUCCUUUGUCAAGGGAAUUCUGACGGGAACAGCCUUUGCUUCUAGCCCCGCCGGAGGAUCCCCACAUAACAGUGGCAGUGGCAGUGGUGGUAACAGAGACUUUCGUAGAAUGAAACAAGACUUUCGAGAGGAAGUCCGGUAUCUGAGCAAGCUACGACAUCCAUGCGUCACCACGGUCAUGGGUGCCGUCAUGGGAGAUAAUCCCAUGUUGGUCAUGGAGUACAUGCUCCGUGGGUCUCUCUAUGUUCUUUUGCACAAUGAGACCAUGGUGAUGGAUGGGGACUUGGCCGUUCCAAUCCUGCGAGAUAUCUCAUCGGGAUGUCGCUACCUUCAUGCCGCAGAACCUUCGGCAAUUAUUCAUUGUGACCUCAAGAGUGCCAACAUUCUAGUGGAUGACAAGUUUCGAGCCAAAGUUGCCGACUUUGGGCUCUCCCCCAAGGGCAACUAUGGAACUGGGACGCCUUACUGGAUGGCUCCUGAACUGCUGCGAGGGGAGAGCGGUAAUACAACUGCCACUGACGUGUACUCCUUCGGAAUUAUUCUUUUUGAAGUGUUUGCUCGCAAGGAUCCCUACGAAGAUGACAUGGACCCAGCAGAGGUCAUUCGAUUGGUGGCAGACAAGUCAGUCAAGAAGCGCCCGCCAAUCCCUCGCAGCAUGCCCGAGAAAAUCAAGGCUCUCAUGUCGGAUUGUUUGGAGGACGACGCCAGCCGUAGGCCAAGUUUCGAAGAGUUGGAUACUCGGUUGAAGCGCAUUGAUGCCGAGUCGGCCACUGUCGUGCAACCCAACAUUCGGAGCAGCCAGACCACACUGUUUGAUAUCUUUCCACGCCACAUAGCGGAAACACUCCAACGGGGGCAGACUGUUGAGCCAGAACACAAGGACUGUGUGACCAUCUUCUUCAGUGACAUCGUAGGAUUCACGACGAUUUCGUCUGAGCUGGAUCCUCGCAAAGUAGCAGACCUGCUUGACCGCCUCUACACAAAGCUGGAUAAUCUCUCAGACAAGCAUGAGCUGUUUAAGGUCGAAACAAUUGGGGAUGCUUAUAUGGCUGUUACAAACCUCGUAAAGGAUCAGGAAGAUGAUCACGCCAAACGGAUUGCGAUGUUCGCAAUUGAUGCAAUUGCUGCUGCGAAUGAUACCUACAUUGAUGAGGAAGAUCAUAGCAAAGGCUGCGUGAACUUGCGAGUUGGUUUCCACUCAGGGCCAGUCGUAGCUGAUGUGGUUGGCACCAGAAACCCUCGUUACUGCUUAUUUGGGGACAGUGUGAAUACUGCAUCCAGAAUGGAAUCUCACUCCAAAGCCAAUCGUAUCAACUGUUCUCGAGCAUCGGCCAAACUUUUGAAAACUCAAUUUCCAGAGCUUCGGUUGAAGCCUCGUGGUCCCAUUGCCAUCAAAGGAAAGGGCGACAUGCAGUGCUACUGGUGCGACGAGGACAGCUCUUCUCCAAAUCUCAAGGAGAUCCAUGUUCCCCAAGUGACAAAGGUUCCCGUACCCUUGGAAGCUCUAAGUGAAUGUUCCAACGAAUUCGACCCUCACACGUCCUUUAUAGGAGAGCUGUCCCGGUCAUCAGGUGCCCACUGGCCCGGAGGCAGAGAGGAUGCUGCAAGUACACAUAGUGAGCUUACACCCGCAUCAAACCCUGAGCAUUGGAUGGAUGAAGAAGCACAGGAGUGCUCGUUUGCGCAUGAUGUCUCGUUUGCGCAUGAUGGCAAUGAUCACUACUUGCACGAACAAGAACCACCAAAUGCCGAGGAGGGAGCACCAAAGAAAACUGGGCCAUUCUCACAGCUCAUUGGCCGCAGCCAAAAGUGGCUCCGCCUGGAUGAGGAAGUUGCGCUUGCUGGAGAUGAAGUAUCUGUUUAGCUAUCUAGAUGGAUACAGUUCGACAUCCUGUCUGAGGUGAAUACUUCGGCAUUGGAAUGUUGUUCGGGAGAAUGGGAUCGGGACUCGACGAGUUGCACCGAAGCGAAACGUUGGGAGGCAUACAAGACAUUGGAUUCGAUUCGAAACCUACGGUGGUCAAUGACACUCUCAGCACGAGUCUGGCAACAUGCAGCUAGUACCGUACGGUUGCUGAGCGUACCAUUAGCGAGAUCGACUGCAGCACGACUAGCAUCUAGCGUAUGCCACGGAUGCGCCUUUGAAAGUCGCAGGAUGCAGCCAUCGCGACGGACAACAAACCCGUCGCGGCAAGCUGGCGUCUCAUAAUUUCACUUUUUUAUAACUAACUUGUUUGCUAUUUUAGUUACGAGCCAAUUGCCGAUCGACCGUGUUCACUUACUGAGUAUGUUUCUACCACAACGUCAACAGCCACAUAGCUUACGUAAAAGCCGAAUGAUUCGAUAAACCAUAAUUACACAUCGAUAAAGGAACGAAUGGCG